Gavia stellata (red-throated loon) is the source of this 3168-nucleotide messenger RNA. RefSeq names its product integrin subunit alpha 3 (gene ITGA3). The record is from RefSeq and is a predicted model, not a curated record. The transcript has 25 exons. Gene Ontology annotation, molecular function: integrin binding. Gene Ontology annotation, biological process: cell-cell adhesion; cell-matrix adhesion; cell adhesion mediated by integrin. Bases 1 to 3168 code for a protein of 1055 amino acids. Gene Ontology annotation, cellular component: external side of plasma membrane; integrin complex. Lineage: Eukaryota; Metazoa; Chordata; Aves; Gaviiformes; Gaviidae.
AUGGCGGGACGCCGCCGGUUGCUGCUGCCGGGGCUGCUGCCGCUGCUGGGGGCGCUGCUCCCCGCCGCCGCCGCCUUCAACCUGGACCGCGCCUUCCCGGUGCUCAAGGAGGGCGCGACCCCCGACGGCUUCUUCGGCUUCUCGGUAGCGCUGCACCGCCAGACCGAGCGGCGGGAGCGGUGCCUGCUGCUGGUCGGGGCCCCCCGAGAUGCAGAGCCGGCGAACGGCAUGCGGACGGGCGCCGUCUACGCCUGCCCUCUCACCGCCUCCAGGAACGACUGCCAGCGGCUCGACAUUGAGUUGAAGAGUGAGCCGGACAAGGCCAUCAUCGAUGACAUGUGGCUGGGGGUGACAGUGGCCAGCCAGCGGCAGCCGGCGGGGAGGGUGCUGGCCUGCGCUCACCGUUACACCAAGGUGCUGUGGUCGGGCAGCGAGGACCAGCGGCGCAUGGUGGGCAAGUGCUACGUGCGGGGCAACGACCUGCGCCUCAACAUCAGCGACGAGUGGCAGACCUACCACAACGAGAUGUGCAACUCCAACACGGACGCUGACGAGACCGGCAUGUGCCAGAUGGGCACCAGCGCCGGCUUCACCGCCAACAUCAUCUAUUUUGGGGCGCCUGGCGCCUAUAACUGGCAAGGUACUGACUACAUGCUGCAGCGGGAGAUGUGGGACCUGCACGAUUUCUCCUACCCCAACAAGAGGAGCGGCAAUACCUAUAUAGGGUACACGGCGGAAGUGGGCAGCGCGGUGCUGCAGCAGGAUGCGGUGACGGUGGUGACGGGCGCUCCCCGGUACAAGCACACGGGCGCCGUGUACCUGCUGAGCCGCAGCCCCCAGCAGACGCUGCAGAAGAGCCUCCUCCUCCCCGGCCACCAGAUCGGCUCCUACUUCGGCAGCGCCGUGGCCCUGGCAGACCUCAACAACGACGGGUGGCAGGACCUGGUGGUGGGAGCCCCCUACUACUUCGAGCGGAAGCAGGAGGUGGGGGGCGCAGUCUACGUCUACAUGAACGAGGUGGGGGGCUUCCAGUCCCACCCCAGCCUGGUCCUCACCGGCCCCAGCGACUCCGCCUUCGGCUUCGCCGUGGCCAGCAUCGGGGACAUCAACCAGGACGGCUUCCAGGAUAUCGCUGUGGGGGCUCCUUUUGAGAAGCCCGGCAAGGUCUACAUCUACCACAGCAGCGCAGAAGGGCUGCUGGACAAACCCCGGCAGGUGAUCAGCGGGAGGGAUCUGGGUCCCGCCAGCAUGGAGACCUUCGGGUACUCGCUGAGCGGGGGGCUGGACGUGGACGGUAACUCCUACCCCGACCUCCUGGUGGGCAGCUUGUCGGAGAGGGUCGUCCUGCUCAGAGCUCGGCCCGUGAUCAACAUCUUGAACAAGACCUUCACGGUGACCCCCAGCAAGGUGGACCCUGCCCGGUGCACGCCUGAUUCCUGCAUCACGGUGACUGUUUGCUUCUCCUACAACCAGAGUGCUGGAGACCCCAAGUACAAGGAGAAGAUCACCCUGGAGUACACCCUGGAGGCUGACAAGGACCGGCACCCCCCCAGGGUCAGGUUUUUGGGGACCCACUCUGCUACCUACAGCGGCAUCUUCCCCAUGCCCGAGACCCGCUGUGAAUCCAAGGAGCUCCUGCUGCUGGACAACAUCCGAGACAAGCUGCACCCCAUCAUCCUCUCCAUGAACUACUCGCUGGUGGAGAAGCCCAGGGCCUUCGAGCUGGGUCCCCGCUCCCUCGACGCCUUCCCCGUCCUCAACCAGGACCAGUCCCACGAGAACGAGACCAAGAUUGAGUUCCAGAAGGAGUGCGGCUCCGACAACAAGUGCUACAGCAAUCUCCAGCUCCAGAGCAGCUUCGUCACCGAUCAGAACCAGCCCCUGCCCAGGCUGAACGGUACCCAGGUGCUGCAGUACAGCCGGGACGUGCGGAAGCUCUACUUGAGCAUCAACAUCACCAACGUGCCCACCACCCCCUCCAACGGCGAGGAUGCCCACGAGGCGCUGCUCAACGUCACGGUGCCGGCCAGCCUGCUGCCCUCCUCCGUUCGCCCGAGCGGAGCCUGUACCUUUGCGGAGACGGUGUUGUGCGAGCUGGGCAACCCUUUUAAGAGGAACCAGAGGGCAGAGCUGAUCAUCACCUUCGAGGCCAUUGGGAUCAUGCUGGACACGCGGGAGGUCUUGGUGUGGCUGGAUCUGUCCACGCAGAGCACCCAGGAGGACCUGCAGCCCGUGCUGGCCAAGCUGCUGGUGGACUAUAGCAUCCAGUCCUCGCUGACCAUAGCCUCCUCCCACACCCAGUCGCACUUCAGCGGGACGGUGGUGGGCGAGUCGGCCAUGCGGAGAGAGCAGGAUGUGGGCAGCCCCCUCACCUUCGACUUCCAGGUGACCACCAAGGGCGAGUCGCUGGGCACCCUGGGCACCAUCCUGCUGGGCUUCGAGUGGCCCUACGAGAUCCCCAACGGCAAAUGGCUCCUCUACCCCACCGAGAUCCUCGUCAACAGCAACGAGACCUGCCAGCCCCCCGGGGGGGUCAUUAACCCCCUCAACCUCACCCUGCUGGAGGACCAGGCUGCGUCCCGGCAGAGACGGGAGCUGGAGGCCCCCGAGCCGGCGGAGCCCCCCGUCACCCUGGCCACCGCCAAGAAAGCCAAGUCGGAGGUGGUGCUGAGCUGCUCCCAGGGCACCGCUCGCUGCAUCUGGUUCGAGUGCCCCCUCCUCCACACCCAGCACCCCACCACCUUCAGCGUCCGCGCCCGGCUGUGGAACAGCACCUUCAUCGAGGAGUACAGCGAUUUUGACCGGGUGAAGGUGGACGGCACAGCGACACUCUUCCUCCGAACCCACGUCCCCACCAUCAACAUGAGGAACCACACAGUGCGGUUCUCCGUGGACGUGGAUUCGGAGCUGACGGAGGAGCAGCCGGCCGAGAUCGCGCUGUGGCUGGUUCUGGUGGCGGUGGCGGCCGGGCUGCUGCUGCUGGGGCUGAUCAUCCUCCUGCUCUGGAAGUGUGACUUCUUCCAGCGGACCCGCUACUACCGGAUCAUGCCCAAGUACCACGCGGUGAGGAUCCGGCAGGAGCAGCGCUACCAGCCCGGCGGCCUCCUGCCCCGCCGGCGCAAGAAACACUGGGUGACCAAGUGGCAGGAGCCGGAGAAGUACUACUGA